Molecule: messenger RNA, 1594 nt
Organism: Teleopsis dalmanni
Lineage: Eukaryota; Metazoa; Arthropoda; Insecta; Diptera; Diopsidae
Gene: Pdhb
Product: pyruvate dehydrogenase E1 component subunit beta, mitochondrial
Exons: 6
Coding region: 275-1354 (359 amino acids)
Biological process (GO): pyruvate decarboxylation to acetyl-CoA
Molecular function (GO): pyruvate dehydrogenase (acetyl-transferring) activity
Source: RefSeq, a predicted model, not a curated record
AUAAAAUUUGAAUAUUGUUUAAAAAGUAUUUAAAUUCGAACAUAACAAUCUUGUCGAAAUCUAACCAGUGUAGACUCCAAAUUAGAACUAUCUAUCUGCCUUAUCUACACAAUUCUAGUACGUUAUGAACUGUCAAAUUUUAUCAUUGCCAACUUAUAAUUGCCAAAUACAUGUGUCAAAAUAAUUGCAUCUGUGUCUGGCAGCAAUUUUUCUUUGUAGAACGACGGGUAAUCUAUCAAAAAUCGAACAAUAGAUUGGAACACCAUUGAAAAAUAUGAUGGCUGUUAGAAACAUUUUUUUGAAUGCCACCCGUCGUGGGUUUUCUACAACUGCUAAAGCUUUAGCAGCGCCUAAACAAUUAACAGUCCGAGAUGCAUUAAAUAGUGCAUUAGAUGACGAGAUUGCACGUGACGAGCGUGUCUUUCUUUUGGGAGAAGAGGUGGCCCAAUAUGAUGGUGCAUAUAAGGUUUCUCGCGGUUUAUGGAAAAAAUAUGGAGAUAAACGAAUUAUAGAUACUCCCAUUACCGAAAUGGGCUUCGCGGGUAUAGCUGUCGGUGCUGCCAUGGCCGGAUUACGGCCUGUAUGCGAAUUUAUGACCUUCAACUUUUCUAUGCAAGCCAUAGAUCAUGUUAUUAAUUCCGCAGCUAAAACAUUCUACAUGUCAGCUGGCAAGGUAAAUGUGCCUAUUGUGUUUCGUGGCCCAAAUGGUGCUUCUGCUGGAGUAGCUGCUCAACAUUCACAAUGUUUUGGUGCAUGGUAUUCACACUGCCCUGGACUGAAAGUGGUAUCACCAUAUGAUUCUGAAGAUGCUAGAGGUUUGUUGAAAUCUGCAAUUCGGGAUCCUGAUCCAGUUGUUGUUCUUGAAAAUGAGCUGCUAUACGGCACUCCAUUCCCUGUUGACGAAAAAAUGAUGGGUAAGGAUUUCCUUAUCCCCAUUGGUAAAGCAAAAAUUAUGAAACAAGGCAAACAUGUGACAUUAGUGGCGCACUCCAAGGCUGUCGAAACUUGCCUCUUGGCACAUGCAGAAUUGGCUAAAAAAGGCAUUGAUGCUGAGAUCAUUAAUUUACGAUCACUUCGUCCAUUAGACACUGAGGCUAUCUUCAAUUCAGUAAAAAAAACUCAUCACUUAGUGACUGUAGAAAAUGGUUGGCCACAGAGCGGCAUUGGUUCUGAAGUGUGUGCCCGAAUUAUGGAAGAUGAGACUUUCUUCCACUUGGACGCUCCUGUGUGGCGUUGCUGUGGUGUUGAUGUGCCAAUGCCUUAUGCUAAGACUCUAGAACAGUUUGCCAUACCACAAGUUCCUGAUAUCGUUGAGGCAGUAACAAAAGUUAUUGGAAGUAAAAAACCAAAAUAAUUCCACAAAUACAGGGAGAUAAUAACUUCAAAACAUGAAUCAAAUAUACGAAAAUAACCUGGCAUUACAUUGUUAAAAAAAAAAUUAGAAAACGAACACACAUUUCCGAUUUUGAAAUUGGCAAAAUAUUUUAGAAACGAAAUUUAAGUUAAUUUAUUUUGAAUAUUAUAUAGGCGAUUUGUAUAGGAAAAAUUUUGUUAAAUAAACAUAGCUAAUUAUGAUUCGUAAGAUUGGAUUAAA